AUGGAGAGAAACUGUGUGGGCGGAGUGGGUGAGACGAGAGAUAGAACAGUGUUCUCUGCAGUGGUUGGAGGAGGUGUUAGGGGGCUGAAGGAAGGCUAUAGAGAAAGAGAGCAAAAUAUAAUUCUAUCAGUUCUGUAUUUACUGAAGAGGAAAAGUGAGUUAGGAGGGCAAACUGUGAGGAUGUAACCCCUGUUAGCGUCCCCUCUUUACCAUAUGCAAGGCGUGACCUUGCUUUCCAAACUCUGAGCUAUGACCCAGAGCUGGUGGGAGUAAAGCUCUCGCGGCAGAAGCAGCUCUCCGUGUGGGCAGAGAACAUUCCCCCUCACACUCAGCAAAGCACUGGGAGGCAGCAGGCAGCACACACACACACACACACGGACACACACGUGGACACACACGGACACACACACGGGCACGGACACACACACGGCCACACACAUGCAUGCAUGUACACACACACACUCACACACACACACUUUACUCCUACUAUAUACUGUAUAUUUGAAAUGGUACCUCACAGAUUGUCUCAUGCUACAGGGAAACUGUGUUGAAUUUUAGAGGAUAUAUAAUCAAAUCCCAGGGCUUUACGAAGGAGGGAUCAAAUUUAUUUCUUCUAGUGCCAGGCAUAUUGGAAAGUAAUGAAUUUUACUGCAGUCCCAUUCAUCAUGGUGAUUGUUGUCAGUAGUUUCAGUGCAGAGCUGUACGUUAGUGCUGUGUGUUUGAGCUGUGUGUUUGUGCCGUGUGUUUGAGCUGUGUGUUUGUGCCAUGCGUUUGAGCUGUGUGUCUGAGCUGUGUGUCUGUGUUUCACAGUGAGGAAACAGGAGAUCAUCAAGGUGACAGAGCAGCUUAUAGAAGCCAUCAGCAACGGAGACUUCGAGAGCUACACGUAAGUAAACAAACCAUAUACUGUACCUUCCCAUUGCUGUUCACUCACAGUCUUGCUGUACAUUCUUAGAAAAAAGGUUUCCAAAAGGGUUCUUCAGCAGUCCCCACAGGAGCACCCUUUUUGGUUCCAGAUAGAACCCUUUUGGGUUCCAUGUAGAACCCUCUGUGGAAAGGGUUCUACCUGGAACCCAAAAAGGUUCUACCUGGAACCAAAAAGGGUUCUUCAAAGAGUUAUCCUAUGGGGACAGUCAAAGAAACCCUUUAGGUUACAGAUAACCCAUUUUUUCUAAGAGUGCAGAUAAGUAACAUAGAUGGAAUAGAAACAUAUGUUAGUAACAAUCUGUUUCAGUGCAAUUCCACUGAUAGAGUCUGAUUAGCUCAAUUGUAACAGUGUAAUUGAUAACUCAGGGUUUAGACGUUAAUCUAAGAUGGCAUUAAGGUGGUUGUGAGGGGAAACUGCUUAGGUCUAUGUCCUUACUGAUUUAGAGAUAGAGCAUCAGUCCCAGUGCAUUUGUCUUUUCCUCUAAUCAAGGAGGGGAAAAAACUGUCUGCCAAUCAAGGCCAUUUGGAGGCUAAACAAGCUGAUCCCUUGAUCAUGAAUAGUUUGAUGUACAUAUGCUGCAUGGUAAGAUAUUCCAUGUGAACCAUAUGAAUAACGUUUUAUUUCAGUAUAUGCAGCUCUAGAAAUGUGUAAAUGGUAAAAGUGAUCAAUUCAAUAUCCCAAUAUCCCAUCUUGAAGUGCCUGAGUAGUGUGACUCUCCCCCAGCCCACUGCGCAGUGCCAGAUAUAGAUUUCUUCAGCAGCAUGUUUUUCUCCAAACUUGGCAUUCUGAGUGAAGUAACAACCCCCCAGCCUGUCCCUCGCAUGUCUGUCACAACUUGCAGCCAGGGGGUCAUCAGAGCACCUGUUCAAAACCGAGGGUAUAAAAUUCCCAUCCAGGGCAGGAGGCGAUCUGCCAUGGAAAUGGAAAACACUGCACUUUUUUACACUGUGUCGAGUGAGUCACAUGCCCCAAAAUACUGCAUGAGCAGCUCUGACUGGAGGGUCAGUCUCAUCGCUUCACUGAAGCAUUUCAAAGAGCAGAACAGAAGAUAACCCUUGCUCUAUUUCUCUCCCGUUGUCUUACUGUCUCUAUCCCUGACUCUGUCUGUCUGCUUCUGUCUCUCUAUUUCUUUGUCUCACUUUUUUCCUCUUUCUCCCCCCCCCCUCUCUCUCUCUCUCUCUCUCUCUCUCUCUCUCUCUCUCUCUCUCUCUCUCUCUCUCUCUCUCUCUCUCUCUCUCUCUCUCUCUCUCUCUCUCUUUCUUUCUCUCUUUCUUUCUCUCUCUCUCGUCUCUUCCUCCUGUAGGAAGAUGUGUGACCCCAGUGUGACAGCGUUUGAGCCAGAGGCUCUGGGUAACCUGGUGGAGGGCCUGGACUUCCAUCGCUUCUACUUUGAGAACUGUAAGCUGCUCUGCUCCCUCCCUGCCUCCCCUUCAUUCCUACCAUAUAUCUUUUGAAAUUAUACAUAUACAUUUUACAUUAUACACAGACAGUUUCACGCUAUAGGAAAACUGUGUUGAAUUUGAAAGGAUAUGUAAUCAAAUCCCAAGGCUGUACACAGGAGGACUAUAAAACUAUUGCUAUACAGCAGUAACAACCCAUUUAUUGUCCCAGUGAGGGAGAGAGUGACACUAUAGUAUAAUUUAUCUUUGGAAUGCACUUUAAUAACCCCUUUGUGCCCAUAACCUCUAGCUAACAGUAUCCAUAAUAAGUGACAAAAUGCAAUUUAUAUUUCAUUAGAUGUGGUUAAGACUUUUAUUUUAUUUUAUUUUACCAUUUUAAACACAAUACAACCACAAAAUGCUUGAUGAAAAUACAUGAAAACAAAAUAUACACAAGAUUAUAACAUGAAAACAAAAUAUCUCAAAUACAUCUAAUCAAUAUAAAAUUGAUUGCCAAGUAACAUUCAUUGAAACAAUUAUACUUUCUCUAAGCCUGUGCAGUUUUAAAGCAUUUUGCCCAUAAACCAUUUCUUAAAGUUGAUCUUAAAAUUCCCUAGCGUAGGGAUGGAUUUUAUAUGGUUUGGUACACCAUUCCAUUCCUUUGCAGCAGUGUUAAUGAAAUAGCUUUUUCCAGCCAUGCUCCUAUAUCGCAGUGGUCUGAUAUAGGCAACACUGGCUCUGGUGUGAUGGCUAUGAGAGUCUCUAAUGAAAUUAAAAUAACCAGACAGGUAACUGGGGGCAAGAUAAUUUAUAACUUUAAAAAACAUCAACAGUUUGAUCUGCACCACCAGAUCAACUGGAAGCCAGUUCAGUUCCAUGAAAUUAUUAGGACAAAUGUGCGUCCUAUGGCUGAGCUUGAGUAUAAUUUUCAUUCGUUUAUUUUGGGACGUUUGAAAUUUGUCUUUCAGAUUUUUUGUUAUGCCACUGAACCAUGAGAUACAAGCAUAGUCAAAGUGGCACUGUAUCAGAGAUGUUGCCAGGGUCCACAUAGUCUCUGUAUGCAAGAACUUGGCUACCCUUGCCAGGAACUUUGUCCUGGAGUGAACCUUCCCAAUGACCUUCAGAGCCAUGAGUUCACCUAUCAUGUGGUGGUCCAGUUCACAUCCCAAGUGUGUAACAGAGCAUUUUUCCUUCACCGCUACACCAUUACACUUGACUGAGAAGUUGGAAGAGUUUAGCUCUUUGUGUUUGGAACCAAACAGGAUACAUUCUGUCUUGCCUAAAUGCAAAGACAGUUUGUUGUCAGAUAACCACUUACUGACUUUAGUCAGUUCGCUGCUUAGGGUCUCCUUAUUCUUAUGUGAAACCAAGAGGGCAGAAUCAUCAACAUACAGGAACAGAGGGCAUGGAUAGGCGGAGUCCAUGUCAUUUAUGUAGAACAAAAAAAGCAAAGGCCCCAAAAUGGUCCCCUGGGGGGACACCACAUUUGAUCUCCUUAGCAUCAGACAAUGUCCUGCCCACAUCCACCCUUUGGACCCGAUCCGUUUGGUAUGGAUUCACCCAUCAUAAGGAGUUGGUGCCAAAACCAAUUGCUUUCAGUUUGUACAACAACAUAUCAUGGUUCACAGCAUUACAAAGAAGUUGCCCUUGUCAAUUUAUUGCUUGAUAAAAUCUGUCAAGUAUAGUAAAGAAGUGUCGGUAGAAUAUAUAACUGGACUGAAGGUCAUGUAAAAUGUUAUGGUCAUCAAUGGACUUUAGGAUCUGUUCAUGGAAUGCUCUUUUUAAAACCUUUGACUACACACUCAAGAUUGACACUGGUCUGUAGUACCCUUGUUCAACUUUGCUUCCUUUCUUGCACAAAGGAACAACUCUUGCAUGUUUCACCUCUUGAUUUUGAGGGUUACGUAAGGUCCAAUACGAUCAGCAGCAUCACUCUUGAAUCUAGCUGGGAUGUUAUCCAGUCCAGAAUCUCAUCUAUUUUUGGCAGUAGACUACGUACAUUAAGAUGUAAACAAUGCAAACCUCUGGAGGCGAGGGGCUUGAAAGAGUCUACCUCAGGAAGAUCCGUUUGGGGCAAUUGGUUGAGUUCACCCCCUGAGUUCUCCUUUUCACCAAGGAAGGCUGCUGACUCAAUUGAUUGGUCCUCUGUCCGCUCUCCCACAAGGGGUUCAACACUGUCCAUCUUCACGCAGCAUUGGGCCUCCGCCUCGGAUGGUGGAGCGACCACCCCCUCCACCUGGCACCCGCCAGAGUUAGUCACAGCGAGUCUCCUUAGCCUCUGCCUCACUCCCCCUCUUCUCCCUCGCUUCCUGGGCUUUCCUAUCCAAACAUGGGAUUGCUGUUGUGACUUGACUAUAUCCAUCAUCCCAUUCAGUCCUGGUGGAGAGUAGAAUUGAUGUCUUAGAAGAAGCAGGCUCUCCCGUGUGUACCAGUGUCUAGUUGCAUCUUUAGUUUCCAUGGUUACCACAGGUGAGAAGCACAUCAAAAGCAGCAGAAAUGCAGCUGAAAGUCCUCUGAUUGAAAAAAACCCUCAGUCCAGCAGUUGAAGCAACCAUUCCGAAGCAAUGUACAGAUAACUACACACAUGGCUCCAGGCGAUGAGAUGAUCUAGGAAGAUCUAGGCUGGUAUUUCAAAUCAAAACAGCUAGCUAGUUGAUAAAAAAAAAAACUAGAUUUCUGUAUUCUAUACUGUAACGAAGACGCAGGUAGUCAGGAAGCAGGUGCAGUCAGUGAGUUUAAUAAGAACGAACAUAGAGUGAAUACAAGAAUAAGAGUAGCGUCUGAACAUGAACACAGAAACAAUACUGCCUGAUGGGUGAUAUCAACGGAGUGCUAGAUAAAGGGGGAGUAAUCAGGGAAGUGAUGAAGUCCAGGUGUGCCUAAUGAUGAGGCACAGGUGUGCGUAAUGAAGGUUGCCAGGUGUGCGUAAUGAUGGGUUGCCAGGGCCGGUGGUUAGUAGACCGGCAACGUCGAGCGCUGGAUAGAGGGAGCAGUAGUAGCACUGUGGUGGCGGUCCGCCUGCUCCUUCUGGCGGUGGACAGCGCGUUGGAGCCUCACGUGGGCAGCAUCCCAAAUCUCUACGAGCCGGAACCACUCGUCCACCGCAGGGGCUUCGGUCUGGCUCGGGGUCCACAGGGCCAGGGCCGGCUGGUACCCCAGUACACACUGGAAGGGAGACAGCCCGGUGGAGGUGUGAUGAAGUGUGUUCUGGGCAUACUCCGCCCAGUUAAGGAACCAGGCCCACUCCCCCUGCUGGUCCUGACAGUGACUCCUCAGGAACCUCCCCAGUUCCUGGUUGGUCCUCUCCACCUGCCCGUUGGACUGAGGCCGGUACCCGGAUAUGAAGCUGACCAUGAUCCCCAGCUUCUCCAUGAAGGCUCUCCAUACCCGCGACAUGAAUUGGGGACCACGGUUGGAGACGAUCUCCUCCGGAAGACCAUAGUGCCGGAAGACCAGCUGCAACAGUGUCUCAGCAACCUGGAGAGCAGUAGGGAAACCAGAGAGAGGGAUAAAACGGCAGAAUUUGGAGAACCUGUCCACAACAACCAUAACAGUGGUGAAGCCUUCAGAUGGGAAGAUCAGUAACAAAAUCUAUGGACAGAUGGGACCAAAGCCGCUGAGGCACCGGGAGGGGAAAGAGUUUCCCUGCUGGAGCGUGCCGGGGAGAUUUGGUUUGGGCACAUACGGAGCAGGAGUUGACAUAGCGGGUGACGUCCUGCGCCAAGGUGGGCCAUCAGUACUUAAUGGAGAUGGAUUGAGUGGUGCGGGUGAUAACUGGGUGUCCAGCGGCAAGGGAUGUGUGUGCCCAGGUCAAUAGCCGAUCCCUUACCUCCGUGGGAACGUAGGUGCGUAGGACAGGUAGCAGGCGCGGGUUCCCUCUCCAAAGCCUGGUGGAUGUCCACAUCUAUGUCCCAAAGCAUGGGGGCAAAGAUCCGGGAGGGCGGUAUGAUGGGUGCACUCAGGACAGGAACCUCUCCCGAAUCAUGGAGACGGGACAUGGCAUCGGCUUUGAUGUUCUUUGAACCGAGGCGGUAUGACAGGGUGAAGUUGAAUCUAGAAAGAAAAGGGACCACCUUGCCUGGCACGGGUUCAGCCGCCUCACUCUCCGUAUGUAUUCCAGGUUCUGAUGGUCUGUGAGGAUGGGUCCGUGACGCCCUCCAGCCAGUGUCACCACUCUACUGCCAACUUCACCGCCAGGAGCUCCCGGUCGCUUGGAAUACCGACAGAGCAUUGGCUAAUCCAUAAGGCUUCACCAAGUACUCGUAGGGCCCAGACAUCAUACUGAAGGCCAUCUUCCAUUUAUCCCCCUCCCCGAUAGUCUCCCAGUCCCUGCCGCUGAAAAAUAUCCCCACAGCAUGAUGCUGCCACCACCAUGCUUCACCUUAGGGAUGGUGCCAGGUUUCCUCUAGACGUGACGCUUGGUAUUCAGGCCAAGAUUUCAAUCUUGGACCCUUCUCCCCCGAUUGCUCAUUUUGGCCAGGAGGCCAGCUCUAGGAAGUGUCUUGGUGGUUCCAAACUUCUUCCAUUUCAGAAUGAUGGAGGCCACUGUGUUCUUACGGACCUUCAAUGCCACAGACAUUUUUUGUACCUCGACACAAUCCUGUCUCGGAGCUCUACGGACAAUUCCUUUGAUCUCAUGGCUUGGUUUUUGCUCUGUCAACUCUGGGACCUUAUAUAUACAGGUGUGUGCCUUUCCAAAUCAUGUCCAAUCAAUUGAAUGUACCACAGAUGGACUCCAAUCAAGUUGUACAAACAUCUCAAGGAUGAUCAAUGGAAACAGGAUGCACCUGAGCUCAACUUCGAGUCUCAUAGCAAAGGGUCUGAAUACUUAUGUAAAUAAGGUAUUUCUGUUCUUUAUUUUUAAAACAUUUAAAACAUUUCUAAAAAACAGUUUUUGCUUUGUCAUUAUGGGGUAUUGUGUGUAGAUUGAUGAGGCAAAACAUUUAUUUAAUCAAUUUUAGAAUAAGGCUGUAACGUAAUAAAAUGUGGAAAAGGUCAAGGGGUCUGAAUACUUUUCGGAUGCACUGUAACUAUUAUUUUAUGUAAUUCUAGUGCCCGAUUUCGGGCACUGUUCACUGUUGUGAACAAAGAAAAUAUAAUUUAGUUGUUCUACUUAAAAAGUGUGAAAAACAUUGGGCCAACCAGAAAUAAAUGGGGGAAAUCCGAAACCUGGAAAAACAAAACUGAGAAAACAAAAUUUGGGAAACAAAAUGGAAUUAGGCAAAAAAUUAAAACAGAUUUUAAAAGGUCCUACAAAUGUUUUUUGCUAUGCAUGACUGCACUUUAGAGCGUGUGUCAUCCUGCAGCACAGCAUUUUGGGGGGAAGUUGAGGUCACAUUCAAUAUCGGCUAUGCACCCAAGAGGGAAAGAGGUUGGGCAAUCCUAGAAAUGUUUUGGAGUAAUAUAAUAUAGUAGAUACAAUUUACCAGAUGCUUUUAUCCAAAGCAACUUACAGUCAUGCAUUUUUAAUUUUUUUGGUAUUUUACCCCCUUUUUCUCCCCAAUUUCGUGGUAUCCAAUUAAUAGUUAGUCUUGUCCCAUCGCUGCACCUCCCGUACGGACACGGGAGAGAGUCCUCCGAAAAACACAACCCAACCGAGCCGCACUGCUUCUUGACAUAGUGCCUGCUUAACCCGGAAGGCAGCCGCACCAAUGUUUCGGAGGAAACACCGUACACCUGGCGACCGAGCCUGCCACAGGAGUCGCUAGUGCACGAUGGGACAAGAACCUCCCUGUCGGCCAAACCCUCCCUUACCCUGGAUGACGCUGGGCCAAUUGUGCGCCGCCCCAUGGUUCUCCCGGUCGCGAUAGAGCCUGGACUCAAACCAGGAUCUCUAGUGGCACAGCUAGCACUGCGAUGCAGUGCCUUACAUUUACAUUUACAUUUAAGUCAUUUAGCAGACGCUCUUAUCCAGAGCGACUUACAGUUAGUGAGUGCAUACAUGUUCAUACUGGCCCUCCGUGGGAAACGAACCCACAACCCUGGCGUUGCAAGCGCCAUGCUCUAUCAACUGAGCUACAGGGGACCCUAGACCACUGCGACACUCGGCAGGCCCGCAUGCAUACAUUUUUACGUAUGGAUGAUCCCGGGAAUAGAACCCACUAUCCUGGCGUUGCAAUGCUCUUCCAAGAUGCAUGACAAGGUUAUAAAUGCUUUGUGAAGCCUAUUUAAUAUGAUUUAUAAAGCGUUGCUUAUGUCACCCUUUAUAAAACACAUGGUUAUAUCACAUUUGACAUAGGUGGUUAUGUCACACAGUUAUGCCCUUUAUAGAGCAUGACAUAAAUGUGUGAUUUGUGACACAUUUAUGUAGUAUUUAUGAAGGCUUUAUGAAGUUUUUUAUAAAAAACAAUGCACAUAAAAAACACUUAAAACAAAUAAUUAUAAAGACAUUUGCAGGAGUAAACUACCAAGGUGGCAAUUACAGGAUUACAGGAAGUUGUGGAGAACAGAACCUUGGGGCCAGUUUCUGUAAGUGAAUAUAGUGCUCAUUAGCCGAUGCAGUGGCUGUAGCCAGCCGUGGCUGCCGACAGCACGCUUUUGGUUCAUUUGCUCCCUGAUUUCUCAUUUGUGAUGAGUAAUGGACCAACCCUGCUCCGCUCUAAUCCUCUCAUAUCAGCCACUGUUCUCUCGGGCAGUGGAAACGGCUCUAAUGGGCUUGAUUGGCUAAUUGGGAAAAUGACAGAGCGAGAAAGAGGAAGAGAGAACGUGACGAAGAGAGAACUGGAGAGAAAGGGAUAGAAACAUAAUGAGAGCGUGGCAGGCUGAGAGAGACAUUAAUGAACCCUCUCAAAUAUAAAUUCCAUAAAGCAUUGAUAAUGGAACAGCGACAUCAUCAGUGUGAGAGAGAAUAUAGCACACCAAGUCAUAAACCACUGUGAACAUUCCUGUAGUCAUAGAAUGACUUAUUCAUUGACUAACCAUUGUCUUAUGUGUUUGCUACUCCUCCCCCAGUGUGGUCUAAGAACAGCAAGCCUGUCCACACCACCAUCCUGAACCCCCACAUCCACCUGAUAGGGGAGGAAGCUGCCUGCAUCGCCUACAUCCGCAUCACCCAGUACAUCGACACCAACGGCAUGCCUCGCACGGCCCAGUCUGAGGAGACACGCAUCUGGCACCGCCGCGAUGGCAAGUGGCAGAUAGUCCACUUCCACCGCUCCGGAUCACCCUCCGCCAUCACCAAGUAAGUCAGUCUGGUGAGUGUCUACUGUCUGUACUGGAGACACUCAUCUCAGAUCAGUGCCUGCCAUCUGGUGGGAGCUGUAGCAAUUUCAUGCAGGCCUACUAUUACUCAAUGUCAGAGAUACGUUAGCUAGACAGGCAUAGACUACUGUAAUAUGUUUUCAAUGUUUCUUUUUCAUAUAUUCUAUUCCCUCCUAUUUGUUUUUGAAUGAGGUAAGUUUAACCUCUCAUUUAUCUGUCUAUCCCCUUGUGCCCAGCUGAGCUCCAGAGAGGGAGGGUUUGAGUGAGACGUCUCUCUGAGUGACACUGGUGGGGAACCAGCUGGCUGCGUGGGGACACAGAGGGACGCCCACUGACCGGCCUGAGGAACCACGAGCCCACUGCAUCUCAUCUCUUUACUUGAAAUCAGUUUACUCCUCUCAACUUCGUCACAAGCAAAUCGCAUAAAUGUCACACCAUGUCAGGCUCUCAUGUAUGUAUAUAUGCUGUGCGUUUCAGGAACAUCUCAGCCCUUGUAAUUCUGUCUCUGCUCUGACUUUCUUUUUUUCUUGUCAUAUUUCUUGGCAGAGGCACAAUUAGUACAAAUGGAUAUAUGAGUAGGAUUGAAUCUCUAAAGCAGUUGCCGUAAUCGCCACCUAGAUUUUUUUACACGUGACUUGGCCUUUUCAAUGCAGUUGCACUUACACCAUACCGUUACCCACAGCAAUGCAAUUCUCUGAACCCAGACUUGAAAGCUAUGAUGGAAACAUUAAAGAUGUACCCUGUAUCAUUGAAGCCAAAAUAUCUACUGUAUAUGUUUGUUAACUUGACAUGGAUUGGAUUAUGAGUAGUGGGCAAGCGUUCACAGACAGUGAAAUGUUCCUUUAGAUUAUGAAUGUCUCAUGGUGUAUUCCACAGUUGAUAAUCCACCACCCCAUGAUCAUGGUGCCUCGACCACAUCUAACGUAGACAACAGAGGAAACCAUACUUUCCCCUCACAGGUUUAAAUGGUUAAAUGGUGGACCGCUGGUCUGAAUAGCCACUCACCUCAUGUGAUUAUAUUACUAGGGCAACAAACUGCAAUUUCUGUGCUUCAAUACUAUACACAAACACAUCUUCACAUCUACAGAAACAGCUAUAUUUAACAUGGGUAGAGUACUGUAUGUGGAAGUAAUAUCAAAGCACUUCUUUAGGUUCUUCCAAUGAGGACUGUGGGUAUAUAGAUCUUCCCAUACCUUUUAGUGUUAUCAAUACAAACCCUCUUGCUUGUUAGAGCAGUUUAACUUACUUGCAACGGACAGUGUAAAGUACAGUAUUCUGCCUACUACAGUCCAAAGUAAGAAGCAAUUUGCAAAAGACCACUAACACUACCCCAGGAUUUUCUGCAAUAAGUUAGAUUGUUUUUUAAAAUACUGAAUAGCGUGUUCUGAUAAAGAUUUGGUGUGGAUUUUAAAAUGGCGAUGAUUUUAAGUGACUUUGUUUUGUUGAUGUGUUCCAUUCCUUCUAUGUCUUUACUCUCCAGUGUUAAUAUCACAGUAUAUUGCAUGCAAGUGUAAAAUGAGCAUUGGUUCUCUCUGCUUGGGUAUCUAGUCCUCAAAUUUGUUAAAUGUGACAUUUCAGAUGUACUCUCAGAGAUUUUACAAUUAUUUUAUCUUUUUACUGUCAGAAGAAUGUAAAAAUUGGACAAUUUUGAAAGUUAUAUAAACUCUAUAAGCUACAGUAUUUGUUUCCCUAUGUGCUAAUAAUGAAUUCCUCACAGAAUGUUUGAUAGUGCUGUGAAAAACUGCCAGAAUUGAAUUUUGAUAAUUUUUUUCAAAGUUGUAUACUAUUGGCAGUUCAAUAUAGAUUUAUAUCACACUUUGUACUGUAAAGCAAUUUGUGAACAAAUUUGCUGAAUAUGACACGUUUUCCUCAAAAUAUUUGGAUACUCCAAGAACCCCAAAAGCCAAAUUCUCUGUGUCUUUUCUAGAACUGAUUCUACAGAUUGUAUACUUGUUUUAUACAGUAGUUUAUUCUUAUUGUGAUAAUGGCCAGGCUUACUGCCGCUUUAAUACAGCAUAAGAACUUCCAUCACACUGUUGCUCUGAUGUUGCUGUUGUUUCUUUCCUCGCACCAUUGACAGGAGCACUGUAUAGGAGCACGCCAUAUUAGUAUGCUUUUUAUUAUUCUGGAUAAGUGACACUUUCAUUCUUUUGAGGCAUGCAAGUUUGAAAUGUACUGAAGUUGAUGUGUGUGUUUAGAAAAAUACAUUUUCUAAAGGGUCAAAGUAGUAAUUUGCAAUUGUUAUAUAAUAUAUUGUGAAUGUGGGGCUGUAAAUAAAAGCAUAUUAUA
Messenger RNA from Coregonus sp. 'balchen', 11796 nucleotides. The record is from the annotation of a GenBank genome assembly. Lineage: Eukaryota; Metazoa; Chordata; Actinopteri; Salmoniformes; Salmonidae.